Molecule: messenger RNA, 1910 nt
Organism: Plutella xylostella (diamondback moth)
Lineage: Eukaryota; Metazoa; Arthropoda; Insecta; Lepidoptera; Plutellidae
Source: RefSeq, a predicted model, not a curated record
CAAGCUGUGGGCGUUCACGCACACACACAUAUGUAACUAAUGAUGUAACGUCAGUCGGUUGUAGAGACGCACUUAGCUCUCACGUGCGCAAAUAAAUGUGAUCAAUAAAUAAGAACACGCAUUUCAUUUCGGGUCACCACUCCUCCUUCUGGUAAUUAGGGAAACAACCCUAAAGUGGUGACCCCGACGUGAUCUAGCAUUUAGUGAGUGCAGAACAUUAUUAUUUUUUGGACUAAUUGUGAGUGCAGCAAGAUGUACCCGGCAGGCCACCCUACCGCCGCCGCCGGUGGAGUCGGCGGAAGCGACCCAUCUAAAGCGAACAUUCAAGUGCCUGUGCUGUCACCCCAGGAAGUACCUACCCCCGCGCGCAGUGAGGUGGAAUCCAUCUCGCUAGCCUCCAGGGUCAGCGAGUUCUGGCCUGAUCAGCCACGGGUCUGGUUCGUCAGGACUGAGGCGAUCCUAGGGCCACAGAAGUUGAGCGACGAGGCUCGCUUCGAUCUAGUUGUGCAGAAGCUGGGCAAGGACGUCGUCAACCACGUCACCGACAUCCUGAUCAACCCGCCACCAACUAAGAAGUUCGACACCUUGAAGCAGCGUCUUCUUGCGAUCUACGAGGAGUCACACAAUCGCCAGAUCGAGAAGGUGAUCAGCGAGUUCGAGCUGGGCGAUCAGAAGCCGUCCCAGCUACUACGGCGCAUGCGAGAAAAGGCGAUGAACAAGUUCCCGGACGAAACCCUCAGCGUGAUCUGGCAGAACCGUCUGCCCAAACAGGUGCGCGCAGUCCUCGCAGUUUCAGCGGUGACCGACCUCGAGGACCUGGCAGCCGUCGCUGAUAAGGUGAUGGAAGCUACAGGAAGCCAGCACGUAUCGGUCGUGUCGCAGCCGCAGCAACCCAGCACAUCAUUCGACGUCUCUCUCGUGAUGGCCGAGAUUGCGAAGAUAAACGUGAAGCUGUCGGGUAUGGAACGGUCACGCAGGAACGACAGACCUAGGAAUCGCUCAAGGUACCGUAACACGUUCCGUAAUACGUCCCGUAGCUCAUCGCGUAAUUCACCCCGCCGUCGACCCGACAACUGGCUCUGCUUCUACCAUCAUCGCUUCCGGGAGAACGCCCAAAAAUGCUCGUCACCCUGCGCCUGGAAAAAACCGGAAAACUGAAUGGCAUACAUGCGACGGUGGACGCAUGUGCCAUUCUUCCCUGCCACCGACUAUGCAUCUCUGAUUGGAACUCCGGAUAUCGUUUUCUGGUAGAUACAGGAGCUAAUGUCUCCGUACUACCGGCAACACGGAAGCAACGUUUACACGUGAGUUCGGACUAUAAACUGUUCGCAGCUAACGGUACCGAGAUAAAGACCUACGGUACUAAGACAUUAGAGUUAAAUUUAAGAUUACGUAGACCUUAUAGAUGGGAGUUUAUUUUAGCAGAUGUCAAACAACCGAUAUUGGGUGCUGAUUUUUUAACCCACCACAAAUUAUUAGUUGAUCUAUCAGCUCGAAAACUUAUAGACCAGAUGACUGAUUUAAAUGUUGUAGCUUCAGUAGAGUCCAUAAAACACCCAUCAAUAAAGUCUACGAAUGACCUUAAUCAACCUUAUCAAAGUAUACUAACUAAGUAUCCGCAUUUAACCAAACCUAUGUCAUUCCGGGAAACUCCCCCGCACAAUGUUAUGCAUUAUAUAGAGACGACCGGACCUCCGGUUCACGCUAAAGCCCGCCCAUUGCCACCCCAUAGGUAUACAAAAGUUAAAGAAGAAUUCCGUUUAAUGCAGGAGAUAGGUAUCUGUCGACCUUCGAAAAGUGCAUGGUCUAGCCCGUUGCAUAUUGUUCCUAAGAAAAACGGCGACAUUCGGCCGUGCGGAGACUAUCGACAGUUGAAUGCAAAGACGAAGCCCGACAGAUAUCCUAUUCCA